AUGGCGCAAGACAAACUGCUAUGGUCGUUUGUCUCUGGUCUCCUGGUCUGGAGAUUGAAAGUCGUUUCCGGUUUCCCUCACGAUGCUUACCAGCCAUACAUGUCGAGAGCAUCAGUGCCAGCGUACAUUAUCGACGAGAUCCCCUUAGUCGAGAGCCAUGGACUUCACAUCUCCCAGGAUCAAGAGUCUUGCAAACUCGCAUCCACCUCCCGGCAUCUCAACGAAGGGUUCGGCUCUGACCCAACGUCCUUCUACGUACCGAGUUCAGGAGUUCUGCAAGCACGUAUGAUUUUUAUAGAUUUCGAAGAUGCUCCUGCCAGUGAGAACCCGGUGGACCUGUUCGAUCUGUUCAUGCCGGCGGCGAGCGAAUGGUACGGGAAUGCAUCUUUCGGGAGAUUGAACCUGCGUGUGGCGGCCGACCUAUCAGGGUUCUAUCGCAUGCCUUGCAAUGCGUCCACAUACGUUUAUCAUCGCGGGAUGAGCUACGAGGCCCAUCACAAGUAUAUACAAGACGCUCUGGACGCCGUCGGCAAAAGUGUCAUGUUUGCUGGAACGGAUCUACUGUACAUCGUGCCUACCGAAGAAGCAGCUGCGAUGUCCUAUUCGCCAACCUUCAUGCCACCAAUUGAAGCACACGAUGGUACUCUAAUCAAGAAGACUGUCACGUUCGGACAAGAUGCUCAUUUUAUAGGCUUCAAGGAGAUGAAUCACGAGACUGGACACACAAUGGGCUUGCCUGACUUGUACUCGUACGAACCAUACACUCGGGCGGGAAUCUUCGUGGGAGGCUAUGAUUUGAUGGCACAGAUCGAGGGAAUUUCGCCAGAUUUCCUCGCUUGGCACAAAUGGCGCUUGGGGUGGAUUGACGAUGAUCAGAUUUUCUGUCUUUGUCCGGAUGCAGAGAAAUCAAAGGCAGGGAAUGAACGGACAAUCGUCCUCACUCCUGUCGAGGAGCCCCAAGGCUUGAAAGCUCUGGUCGUCAGACAUAAUGUAACAGUAGCUCUUGUGGCUGAGAACCGGUCGGGCAGACAUUUGGACACCGACACUUGUGGGUCAGGAGUGUUGAUAUAUAGAAUCGACACGAUGACGGACAGUGGUCAUGGGCCGAUCAAGGUACAAGAUUCGUCGCCGGACUCGGGUGGAUGCGCUGGAGACGAGCUCAACGAUGCACUCUUCGUGCCAGGACACAAGAGUCGGAGCUCUUUCACCUCUUCAGAACUCGGUGUCAGCAUUGAAGUACUCGAAGAGAUCGAGGAAGGCUUCGUUGUCAGCGUCAGCCUCCUCUGA
Molecule: messenger RNA, 1287 nt
Organism: Exophiala oligosperma
Lineage: Eukaryota; Fungi; Ascomycota; Eurotiomycetes; Chaetothyriales; Herpotrichiellaceae
Exons: 1
Coding region: 1-1287 (428 amino acids)
Biological process (GO): proteolysis
Molecular function (GO): peptidase activity
Source: RefSeq, a predicted model, not a curated record